Daucus carota subsp. sativus is the source of this 447-nucleotide messenger RNA. Its product is annotated as single myb histone 6. The transcript has 2 exons. The record is from RefSeq and is a predicted model, not a curated record. NCBI's taxonomy places the organism in Eukaryota, Viridiplantae, Streptophyta, Magnoliopsida, Apiales, Apiaceae. The coding region runs from base 1 to 447 and encodes 148 amino acids.
AUGAGAGAUGGUGUAACCAAACACGGUGUUGGAAAAUGGCGCAUAAUUCUCAGUGAUCCUGAGUUUAGCAUUUGGCGCACAAUUCUCAGUGAUCCUGAGUUCAGCACUGUGUUGGUUCAAGCCUCGGUUACCAUGGCAACAAUAGUGCGAAAGCAAUUAUCAACCAAUAUAGUGUCCAAGUACCGGACUGUAGUGGUGGAAUUCAAGUACCACAAGGUGCAAGUGGUUACUUUAGCAAUAGCCGGGAGCCUUUCAAUCAAGAACGAGGAGGUUCAAGUCUCGGUUACUCUAGCUACAAUAGUUCCAAACCAAGGACUCGCAGGUUCAAGUAAGCACUUGAGGAAUAGUUGGAAGGCCCUGAAUCAAGAACCAACAGGUGUAUUUGGAACUGCACUAUAUGGCUUUGGAAAUGCUGGCAAUAUGGGUGACAGGCACCAACUGUAUUAG